This is a messenger RNA of Plasmodium adleri (nom. inval.), 879 nucleotides long. Its product is annotated as ubiquinol-cytochrome-c reductase complex assembly factor 1, putative. Bases 1 to 879 code for a protein of 292 amino acids. Gene Ontology annotation, biological process: mitochondrial respiratory chain complex III assembly. Lineage: Eukaryota; Apicomplexa; Aconoidasida; Haemosporida; Plasmodiidae. The transcript has 6 exons. The record is from RefSeq and is a predicted model, not a curated record. Gene Ontology annotation, cellular component: mitochondrion.
AUGUGGUAUAAAUGUACAAAAUAUGUUCUAAAGAGAAGAUAUAUAAACUAUCGCUAUUUUUCUAGUGAAAUAAAAGUAUAUGAUAAUUUAAAAAUUAUCGAAAGUAAAAGUUUGUAUGAAGAUAAGAAUACAAAAAUUAGUAUUAGAGAAUCUUCAAGAUAUGCAAUACCUAUACCACAAUGUGAUCGUUCUAUAAUAAGUUCUAUGAUAUAUAAAUUUUUUUUAAAACAUACAGAAUAUGGAGAAUGUGCAUGGAGAUUAGUACAUUUAAUAAUUGAGAGAUUAGAAAAUGAAGAGAUAUUAAACUUAUUUCGUAUAAAUGAAUCCUUUAAUAUGAAAAUGUAUUUUUAUGUUUUGCAUCUUUGGAUAAUUAAUAAAAGAUUAAGACAUGAACAGUAUCAAGGAGAUAUUAUAAAUACAUAUAUAUUUGAUAUAACGUGGAGAAUUGUUCGUGAUUGGAUGCUUUUAAAAGAUGUUCCAGAAUAUUCUUUUAAUGCGGAGCUUUUGAAUUGCCAAGAAUAUGCAUUUGGAUUUUUGGUAUCACUAGACGAAGCGUCUAACAAUGUAGAUAUUUUUCCAUCAUUGUUGAAGGAUAUAUUAUGGGAGCAUUUAUAUGAAAAGAAUGUGAAGAAAUGCGGGAAAAUUGUAACAGAGUUAAGUAAAUAUAGUCUUCUUCAAAUGAGACAUAUAUUUAAUUUAUCAAGUGAUCAUUUUUUACAAGCCUAUUUUAUAUGGGCUGAUUUUUAUAACCAGAAAAAAUCAAAUCGUCGUUUACCAGCAUUGUGUCAGCAAAUAUCAUAUGGAGGCUAUCGUCCGAAAGAUAAGAGUAAAUAUCUUCCCUAUGAUAAUGGCAAGAAAUUGUUACCAAGAAUUUAUUAA